Megalobrama amblycephala (Wuchang bream) is the source of this 9318-nucleotide messenger RNA. RefSeq names its product scribble planar cell polarity protein (gene scrib). Gene Ontology annotation, molecular function: protein binding. The transcript is spliced from 46 exons. Gene Ontology annotation, cellular component: adherens junction; postsynaptic density; postsynaptic membrane. Lineage: Eukaryota; Metazoa; Chordata; Actinopteri; Cypriniformes; Xenocyprididae. Gene Ontology annotation, biological process: neurotransmitter receptor transport, endosome to postsynaptic membrane; neurotransmitter receptor transport postsynaptic membrane to endosome. The record is from RefSeq and is a predicted model, not a curated record. Bases 1201 to 7299 code for a protein of 2032 amino acids.
CGUCGCUGCACCAGAACCUUUCCGCAGGGUGGCGCACGAGCAUUAGCUUCACUCCAGCGCUCCCUCUCUUCCUCCAGACUCCUAGAGGUCGCCAUUCGCAGGAGCAAGAGUGACGCCGUGUGCCGUUGGAGUUGCGUGCGAGAGGCUCUCAGAGAGUCUCACAACAGUGAGGCGGAGCUGGGAAUGUAUCAGCUACUGAAGCCUUACUUAACUCAGUACCUCCACACACUCGCCUACAAGAGCAGGAAAUUCCCCGGAAGAUAGAGCCCAGGAGGAGCGUCGUGCGCGUCCUAAAGCUAACCAUCUAUAUGAGGAGGAUAGAGAGGUUUGUGACGGAUCAGUCUGGACUCGAUACCAGGACGGGCAGUAGAGGAGCACAAAGCCGGUGGAGUGUCUCUGGAGCGGGGAGAUCAGCCCAGCCCCCCACAUACAUAUACACACACACAGACCGGCCUGCUGCUCUUAGCCUGUUGCUGCUGUGUGUGUGAUCUCAUCAUAACAGUCCCUCUUACAUCUCACAUAUCUCAGAGACACACGUCUGUAAGUAGUUUGGAGUUGUUUUGUCUUUGUUUAGAGGCUGGCUGGUGUAUUUUGUAGCGGUAUAGCGUUCUGCUGCUGGCUAAUCAGUUAGCUGUAGCAUGUCGUCGUGUGUACAGCAGCCUCACGGGCAUGAUGUAGUUUGAUUAUUAGAUCUCUUUUUUUAUUACAAGACAAACCAUGUUUGAUAAAAGGACGCGUGACAUUAACCAGCGAGUUUGGCGUUUUUAAAACCCGCGUCUUCUACAUGUUAACGGCUAAGUGGAGUCACUUAUUCCGUGCGACAUAAUCUCGUUUAAGUCGGCGAGGUGCUGUUUAUGCUGCAAAACUGUGUACAACACAUAAAAUGUGAGUGUGUAUUUGAUUUCACUCGGCUUAUGUUGAACCAAACUGUGAAUUUGCUGAGUAACUCGUCUUGUGUAUGAGGAGAUACUGAAUGGAGAGCUCUCGUUUACUCUGACUGGACUGAUCCUCUGGAUGUCCCCUACCAUCAUUGGAGUCAGUGGACAUUUGCAGGAAAAUCAUUCUCACAGGGGCUUUUAUUUGACUGUUUGUGGCGGAUAAAGUCCAGGGAGAGAGAGACACUGCUGCACCAGCCUGUAUCCCCAUCAUUUGGCUGCUUAAGCGAGUCCCCGAUGCGGAGGGGCUGAGUGCGCCCGGGACAUGCUGAAGUGUAUCCCGCUGUGGCGGUGCAACCGUCACGUUGAGUCUGUGGACAAGCGGCAUUGCUCGCUCACUGCGGUGCCCGAUGAGAUCUACCGCUACAACCGCAGUCUGGAGGAGCUGCUCCUGGACGCCAACCAGCUGAGAGAGCUGCCUAAGCCUUUCUUCAAACUGCACAAUUUGCGAAAGCUGGGCCUCAGUGACAAUGAGAUUCAAAAAUUGCCGCCCGACGUUGCCAACUUCACACAGCUGGUGGAGCUGGACAUCUCCAGAAAUGAUAUUUCUGAGAUUCCUGAAAACAUUAAAUUAUGUCAGGCCUUGGAGAUUGCAGACUUCAGCGGAAACCCCUUGACCAGGUUGCCUGAUGGCUUCACACAGCUCAGAGGACUGGCUCACCUAUCACUCAAUGACGUGUCACUGCAGUCUCUACCCAAUGACAUAGGAAACUUGUCAAACCUGGUGACUCUAGAGCUGAGGGAGAAUCUACUGAAAUCUUUACCUUCCUCUCUUUCCUUCCUGGUUAAACUGGAACAGCUGGAUCUGGGCAGCAAUGUACUGGAAGUUUUGCCUGACACACUUGGGGCACUGCCCAAUCUUCGUGAGCUGUGGUUGGACAGAAACCAGCUCUCCUCACUACCUCCUGAGCUGGGGAACCUGCGGCAGCUGGUUUGCUUGGACGUGUCAGAGAACCGUCUAUCAGAGCUUCCCACAGAGAUCAGCGGCCUUAUCGCCCUCACAGACCUGCUGCUCUCCGAGAACCUCCUGGAAGUCUUGCCGGACAGCAUUGGCUCACUUAAGAAGUUGUCAAUUCUGAAAGUGAACCAGAACCGCUUGGUACAUCUCACAGACUCUCUUGGCGAGUGUGAGAACCUGACAGAGCUCAUGUUGACUGAGAACCUUCUCCAGUCCCUCCCUCGCUCACUUGGGAAGCUGAAGAAGUUGACCAACUUGAAUGUGGACCGAAACCGCUUGAGCAGCGUCCCAGCAGAGCUGGGGGGAUGUGUCAGCUUGAACGUGCUCUCCCUUAGAGAUAACCGCUUGGGAAAGCUACCUGCUGAGCUCGCCAACGCCACAGAAUUACACGUGCUGGACGUGGCAGGCAACAGGUUGCAGAACUUGCCAUUCGCAUUGGCCAAUCUGAACCUGAAGGCCAUGUGGCUGGCGGAGAACCAGUCUCAGCCCAUGCUGAAAUUCCAGACAGAGGAUGAUGAGCGGACUGGGGAAAAAGUUCUCACCUGCUACCUGCUGCCCCAGCAACCCUCAUCAAGCCUUGAGAAUCUGUUGGACAGGAGCGCUGAUGAAACCUGGCCCACAGACACUAAUUUGAACAGGGUAUCAGUCAUUCAGUUCCGGGAUGACUCCAAACACGAAGAGGAAGAUGAGGAGACUGCGGCAGAGAGGAGGCAGGGUCUUCAAAGGAGAGCCACACCACAUCCUAGUGAGUUAAAGGUGAUGAAGAAUGUCAUUGAAGCCAGAAGAAAUGAGGCAUAUACAGCCAAACCAGAUGAGGAACUGGAGUCCCCGGACUCUCAGGAGAAGCGGUUGAGUGGGCUGUCCAAUCAAAGUCAUGAUUCUCAGGCUUCCAGUAGCACCACCUCGGCCACUUCUCAGGAUGAGAAGCGGGGUAUAAACAGUACAGGGAUGGAACUUAAUAAUGGACAGGGUCAAGAGGAGGAGGAGCUAGAUGAGAUGGAGGUGGAGUAUUCUGAGCCUACUGUGCACUUUGCCGAAGAGCCCAUCAUCCGUGGUGGUGAUGAUGAGGAAGAUGAGAAUGAAGAUGAUGAUGAAGACGCUGAAAGGAGCGAUGAGGACUCCCGAACGCCCCCUUUUCCUGCCGAGAAACAGCGGCUCAUACGUAAAGACACACCACACUACAAAAAGCACUUCAAGAUCACCAAGCUGCCCAAACCCGAGACUGUCGCCGCCCUGCUGCAAGGAUACAGUCAUGACGGCCUGUCACCUACUGCUCACACCCCUGAGGACGAAAGGGAUGGUGAUGUGGAGGAGGAGGAGGAGGAGGAAGACGAAGAGGAAGAGGGAGGAGUAAUAGUCAAUACUCCAUUCCAGCACAGACUAGAAACUGCUGAGUUAGAAGACAGUAGGCUGAGUCAGAUGAACUCAUCCCUGCAGCCAGUGAAGGGGGUGUCAUUUGAUCAAGUCAAUAAUCUGCUGAUUGAGCCUGCUCGAAUUGAGGAGGAAGAGCUGACCCUGUCCAUCCUGAGGCAGACUGGUGGGUUAGGCAUCAGCAUAGCAGGGGGGAAAGGAUCUACGCCCUAUAAGGGCGAUGAUGAGGGUAUUUUCAUUUCUAGAGUGUCAGAAGAAGGCCCUGCAGCUCGUGCUGGGGUCAAAGUGGGAGACAAACUUCUUGAGGUGAACGGAGUAGACCUGCACGGAGCGGAGCAUCACACAGCUGUCGAGGCCUUGCGUAACUCGGGGGCAGCCGUGUCUAUGACCGUUCUGCGGGAACGCAUGGUGGAACCAGAGAACGCCAUCACCACCACGCCGUUGCGACCAGAGGAUGAUUAUUUCCCCCGGGAGAGACGGUCCAGUGGGCUGCCUUUCCUCUUGGACCCUGCCUCACCUGCUGUUAGCACUGGACCUUCACAGCGACUAGCCACUUGUCUGAUCCGCAACGAUAAAGGUUUAGGUUUCAGCAUUGCUGGAGGGAAAGGGUCAACCCCGUACCGAGUAGGAGACACGGGAAUCUUCAUCUCUCGUAUUGCUGAAGGAGGAGCUGCUCAUAGAGACAACGUCCUGCACGUGGGAGACAGGGUCAUAUCAAUCAAUGGUGUAGACAUGACAGAGGCCAGGCAUGACCAGGCAGUAGCGCUGCUUACUGGCACCUCCCCCACCAUCACCCUCCUGGUCGAUCGGGACCAGGCCAGUGCAGGGGGCGCCUCCCCUCGAACGCGACCUCAUUCACCCCCUCCUCCAGAGCCAUCUGACUCACCUGAGCAAGAGGAAGGAGACGAGCACCUUGGAAACCAUCUCAACUGUCCCAUGGAAGAUGAAUACCCCAUUGAGGAAGUGACGCUGAUCAAAGCAGGUGGUCCCCUGGGUUUGAGCAUUGUAGGGGGUAGCGACCAUGCCAGCCACCCGUUUGGAAUUAAUGAGCCAGGGGUGUUCAUCUCAAAGGUCAUCCCCAAUGGCUUGGCCUCUCAGAGUGGACUUCGUGUGGGUGAUCGUAUCUUGGAGGUGAACGCCAUCGACCUGCGACAUGCCACACACCAGGAAGCUGUUAGAGCCCUGCUCUCCAACAAACAGGAGAUCCGAAUGCUUGUGCGCAGAGAUCCCUCGCCCCCCGGCAUGCAGGAGAUUGUCAUUCACAAGCAGCCUGGAGAAAAGCUAGGCAUCAGCAUCAGGGGCGGAGCUAAAGGCCAUGCAGGAAACCCCUUUGACCCCACAGAUGAGGGCAUCUUCAUUUCCAAGGUGAGCUCCAGUGGUGCUGCUGCACGAGACGGCCGACUGCGGGUGGGCAUGCGUAUUCUUGAGGUGGGCAACAACAGUCUGCUGGGUAUGACACACACGGAAGCAGUGAGGGUCUUGCGUGCUUCCGGUGAUUCCUUGGUAAUGCUUGUGUGUGAUGGCUUUGACCCAAGAAACGCUACAGGCAUAGAGGCAUCCCCUGGUGUUAUUGCAAACCCGUUUGCAGCUGGUAUUGUUCGUAAGAACAGUAUGGAGAGCAUCUCAUCAGUAGACAGAGACCUGAGUCCUGAAGAGAUUGACAUCAUGCAGAAGGAAGUAGAGAUGGUGAGAGAGACAUCCCAGUGGGAACGGGAGGAGAUGGAAAAAGUGAAUUUGAGCACUGGACCCCUGAAACUGGACUACAAGACACUGGCGGCUCUGCCUACAACUAGUCUACAGAAAGUUAACAGAUUUUCUCCCUCCUUUGCUGCAUUCGUCACAAUGGAGGCUGCCAUGCCGGCUGGCCCUGUAGAUCCCCUGGGUUUUGAGAAAGUCCAUGCCUCUAUGUACCAUGUAGAACCCGUUGCCCUCCCUUCGUCUCCAGUCUGCCCAGCCGCAAGUUCAGCGGCUUUAAAACAGCCCCAAGCCGACACAUGGGACCCCCUCCUCCCAGCUCUAGGAGUGCCACAAGAAACUAGCACGGAAGAAGAAUGUCUUGUAGACUCCCAGCCAAUCUGCUUUAGUGAAAAUCCAUUCCUUGUGGCUAAUCGCAAGAGCAAAGGCUGCCCUCCUGAGGAGCGCAUUUUAUCAGGGCCACCUGUGGGUUACGGCAGGCAUGGGCAGCUGCAACCCUGGUUGUACAGCAAGGGUUCACCAUCUGAGCCUCACAGGAUUGACAGUCCUGUCCGAGAUGCUGCCUACUCUCCACACAACUCGCAGCAGUCCCACAAAUCUUCCUUUGCGAUGCUUGGAAGAGAGGUUCGAUAUUCAAACAUUCAGCUUCCUUCACAUGCAAACACCAAGGAUAAUUCAUCAACUAAACCUGGUGCCAUCCAGCCGCUCUCUAGGGUGCGACCCGCUGUGUCUCCAGCCAGUCAGGAUGGCCACAGCAGUCCCAACCCUUUCCAGCAUGGCCUCUCUCCCAUCAGCUCUCAGACCACUCCUCGUGCCCCAUCCCCUGACACACAUGAGGAAUACCCCAUCAAUAUCAAGCAGGUAUAUAAGGCCUUCGCAGCUGUGCCACACUCCUUGGCCGUACUGGAACCCCCACAGGAUCUUUACUCUCCACGGAACAAUGUCAGCGCAAAGCAACCAUCACCAGAGCCUGAGCUGAAUAAUGAGGUGUUUAUGGAUGAGGGUGAUGGUGAGGGCAAUGGUCCUCUCGGCUCUCGUCCCUCCCUCUCAUCUGACCGCCGCGAGUACAGAAGCCUGGCAGCCGUGCCACGCUUGUCUCGCCACUCAAUGGAGUCGAAGACUCCCUCCUCUUUUGGCAGAGAUAGUCCUGAGCAGCGCUCCUUUAGGGACAGACAGAAAUAUUUUGAGAUUGAUGUGAAGCAGCAGACACCAGACAAACCUAAACCUCGCAUCUCUCUUGUGGGAGAAGAUGAUCUGAAGAAAAUGAAAGAGGAAGAAGCAAAGCGAAUUGAACAGAGGGCACGAGAGUAUAUGCUGGAUGAAGACGAGGAGGAGGAGGAAGAUCUGGCAAAACAGGUGGCAGAUAUGAAGGCUCACGGAAAGGUUAUACUUGAUGGUGUGGAGUACAAGGUGGAGAGCUUGGGAAGUCACAGUUCCCCAUCUCCACGGCAGUGUGCCACGCCUCCGAGCUAUAGUGCCACACCUCCCAGCCACUGUGGCAGCUCAGGUCCUUCCUCUAUCGACGGUAAAGGAGACUCCCAGCGGAAUUCAGUGGAAGACAGCUUCAGACUGGAACAGAGACCCAAUUCCAUGACGGGUUUGAUCCCAGUUUAUCCUGGUGAAUCUGUGGCUCCCAUUCGGACAGCCAAAGCAGAGCGUAGGCAUCAAGAUCGGUUACGCAUGCAGAGUCCGGAGCUUGCCGUCGCUAUGGACAAGGAGCUGUCGCCUGCUGAAAAACGAGCCCUGGAGGCAGAGAAGAGGGCCAUGUGGAGAGCAGCUAGGCCUUAUGGUCUAGAGGAGGACGUAAGGCAGUAUGAGCAAGACCUGGCUAAGCGGCUCUACCAGUCCCGUGUGAGGGCGUCACUAGGCAGUGCUGCAGCCCCUCCCACUUCCUGCUCCUCCUCUUCCUAUCAGCCCAGGAUGAAGUCUCUAGAGCAGGAUGCUUUGAAGGCCCAGAUGGUCAUUGCCAAGUCUAAAGAGGGGAAGAAGCGUGGAACGUUGGAUCAGCUGUCGGAGUCACCGUCACCUGCGCCCACACCCUCCCCAACACCAAUGGAAGAUAUCAGUCCACGGGCAGUGACUUCACCAGGCAGACUGUCCCUGUCAGAAAAGAAGUUUGACUACCGACAAUUCGCUGCCAUUCCUUCUUCCAAACCCGUUUACGACAUUCAGUCCCCUGGUGCAGGUGAUGAUGUGCGCUUCAUGGAUGAUGCCUCCAGUAACCCAGAUCCAGAAGUUCCUGUAGCCACCACGUCCGCUCUAGAGGAGAUGGCUCUCUACAGCAACAAGCGCAAACUACGACAGGGCCGCCGCAGCCUGGAGGCUCCUGUGCCCACAUAACCGUACUCACACACUAAUGCAUCUGAACUGUGAAGAUAAAACACAAUAGUGAUCAUCUAAUGCUAAGAGAUGUACACAGAUAUUAAACCACUCUUAUUUCAGUGCCGACAACACAGGUUGGGAGGUGAGCUGAUGGGUGUCUCUAGUCACUAGUUGAAAAGAGUUGCUAUGAAAGGUCCAGAGGAUGGCUGAUUCAUUUACCUGUUGUACUCAAUUUUUCUGUCCGUCACCAUUUUAGAAACAGAAUUGUUUUAAGAGAUGCUGUGGGUUUUCCUAAACACUUUGAAAACCUCCUCUAGAAAAUGUUCUGGGUGAAAUGUGGAAAGGCAGAAAAGGAUAUUUUUAAAUGUAUCCAUGUUCAUGUUUUGGGACAUUCGGUUUGGGACAACAUACUGCUACCUUCACUGCCCCAUGUAAGCCAGAAUUUCACUUUUGUUGUUUUAAUUCACAAUCAGAAAAAAAAAAAAAAAGCUUUUAUUCCUUUAAAUGUAAUUUAUUAAUGUAAUAUACUGUUUUUAAUCUAUGGGAAUCCAGUACAAUAGAGGAUCAAACUGAGGCUUUUUGACAUGUGUAUAAGCUGAUUACUUGUGAUUUUGUGACGAAUUUUGAUUUUUGGGAUUGGGAUAAAUUUUCUUGCACGCAACAUUGUAAGAUUGAAAACGAGGCCUUGGCACAAAGCUUUAUUUCCAUUUGAUAUCCAUAUCGGUUUUAAAACAGAUUCUCUUUUAAGGUGAUGCAAAUGAAUGUAAUAUUUUUGAAAGGUUGCAUCUGACCUUAUUCAAAGAUCUGUUCUGGACCUUUUCGGAAUGUGUAUGAUCAUGCCAUAUCAUAAAGACUGAUCUACUGUAUUGAGUAGCAUCAUUCUAAACUUUUGAAUCAAUCUCUAGUCUUCCUUUAAUGGACUAGGAGAGUAAAAUGAAGUGGAUAAUGUUUUCCUAAGACUUUUUUGUUUUGUUUUGUUUUUAAUUUGGUGAUCUAAAUCACCUAAAAUGCAUUCUCCAUUUUUUUUUUUCUACUCCUCGUUCUGGGGCAUGUUGUAUAUCUAUACGUUGAAUCAUUCCCUUUACUACACAGAGUGACCAGAGUGUAGAAUUUCACUCUGACAAACACUCACCUCUCCAUAAACAUAUGGUACCAUUUUGGGAGUGCGAGGAGGAAAUCGAAUAAUUUGAGAACAUUUGGUCUCUAUUAACAUCUACGAAUCUUGCUCAUAUCUUUUCUUUCUCUUACUCUGACAGGUGUGUGAAGGUAGUAGAUGUUUUCUAAUCUACAUUUUAAUUGGUUGAAGCCACUAAAAAGCUCAUUGUGUGAAUAAUGUAUAAAUGCUUAAAAUAAGGAGCAAAAAUCAAAAUUGAAUCUGAGCCUUUCUGCCCCAAGACCAAACAAAAGUCUGGAGGGUGUAGAUGAUUCUACCAGGGUCCUGACUGACUGAUCCCUGUGUGUAUAUUGGUUUAUUGCUUAUUGCAAUUUUACUGUCAAUCCUGUGUGAGGACUAAGACGAUAUACUUUUAUUAUUCCUUCAAAUAAACAUGUUUUAUGUCAUGUUCUCAAAUCAGUUGUUCACCACCCUGGCUGCCAUCAACACUGUGUCCCGAUGAACCUGUCGAACUUAUGAAAUAAUCUUUUUUUUAAAUUUUACUAAUCUUAGCUUUUGUGUUGCUCUCAUUGACUGAAAUUCAGUUUUGGUUAAUAACAAUUUGGGAUUGCUCAUCUUUUUUUUUUUUUUUUCUUCUUUUUUUUUUUUUUUUAAUUGUAGUUUGAGGAAGAAAAAAAAAAGUUGGUUUUCUGUAACCAAUGGGAUAAUGGGGUUCACUACAUUUUUACUUUUUCAGAGCAAAAGAGUUCGAGCUCUCUUAUUGUUUUCUUGUUGGGGAGGAUUUUUGUUUGUUUUUUGCUAAAGGGGAGGGUGGGACAAAAGGUCUGGGAAUAGAGCUCAUUCAGGACUGUAACUAGUGAAUUUGUACAACCAAAGAAGUCUAUUUUGUGGUUCAGGAAUAAUAAAGUUUACUUUUCAUUUAA